AUGGUACCCCCUCAGAACUGGACGGCCGAGACGACGAAGGACUUGGAACCCUUCCUAGUACUUUUCUCAGGAGAUGAAUUAAGCUCUGUUGCCGCAAAGUUUCCUGAUAUCCUUCAGCAAGCAGCUUCCAAGAUGGUCGGGAUCUUGCCCCCCAAGGAAUUCCUCUGGACUGUCUUUGAAUCUGUUCGGAACAGCAGUGAGAGGGGCCCUGGCGCUGCCCCCAGCCCUGGUUGCCAUGGAGUUGAGGCUCCCUCUUCCGACGACAUCUUCAAGUUGGCCGAAGCCAAUGCCUGCUGGGCCCCCCAGGACCUGCGCUGCCUGGAGGAAGCCACGUUCCUCAGGAGCGUGGAGCUUCUGGGGGCCGUUGGGGGCUUCCUCCGGCCUCAGCUGACCGCCCUAAAGGAGAAGGCGAUCCAGGUCUGGGACACGCCUUCUUACUGGAGAGAACACCACAUCGUCUCGCUGGGCCGCAUUGCUCUGGCUCUUAACGAGAGUGAGCUGGAGCAGCUGGACCUCAGCUCCAUCGACACCGUGGCUUCCCUGAGCCAGCAGUCAGAAUGGACCCCAGGACAGGCUAAAUCCAUCCUGCAAGGGUUCCUGGAGGACUCGGGCUACCGAAUCCAGGACCUGAAGAGCUUCCACUUAGUAGGACUUGGUACAACCCUGUGUGCCAUGGAUGUCACCGACAUCUCACUUAUACAGAUCGCAGAGUUCAGGGUGGUGGUGGCCAGAAUCGGGACCCUGCCCUGCAGCACCCAUGUCUUGGCCGAGUUCAAGAGGAAGGCAGCGGUUGUGUUUGGGGACCCCACCAAGUGGUCCAGCUCUGUCUUGCAGGAACUCGGAACUAUUGCCGCGGGAUUAACGAAGGAAGAGCUCCGGGUGCUCGACAAGGAUUUGAUGCCGUAUUUCCAACCAUCAGCAAUCAGAUGCCUUCCUGCUGAGAUAUUCAAAGAGCUCUCUGCCCAGCAGAUCGCCGCCCUGGGCCCCGAGAACGCGGCCGCCGUGACCCCGGCCCAGCGCCGGCUGCUCCGCGCGCCGCAGCUGCAGAGCCUCCAGCGGGCGCUAGAUGGCGCCAAGACGCGCCCCUGGCUGGAUGCUCCCCCGAGCGCAAGCCCCAGCCGGACGCCCUCCUCGCCUUCUCACCCAG
This is a messenger RNA of Myotis lucifugus (little brown bat), 1147 nucleotides long. RefSeq names its product otoancorin-like. The transcript has 9 exons. The annotation marks the transcript as partial. The record is from RefSeq and is a predicted model, not a curated record. Gene Ontology annotation, cellular component: cell surface. NCBI's taxonomy places the organism in Eukaryota, Metazoa, Chordata, Mammalia, Chiroptera, Vespertilionidae. Gene Ontology annotation, biological process: cell-matrix adhesion.